This is a messenger RNA of Myodes glareolus (Bank vole), 3414 nucleotides long. The record is from RefSeq and is a predicted model, not a curated record. NCBI's taxonomy places the organism in Eukaryota, Metazoa, Chordata, Mammalia, Rodentia, Cricetidae.
CUGUGUUUGGUCUAUCGGAGGCAGCUGACCUUUGAGGAGGAAAUCGCUGCUCUCUGCUCCUUCCUGUAGUAACAGCCGCCGCCGCCGCCGCCGCCGUCAAGAGCCGUCAGGAACCAGCAGGAGCCCGAGCCGGGAGCGACAGCCGCAGGCGUUCCGCAGCACCAGGUGAACGACCAUGGCGGGCUGGAUUCAGGCCCAGCAGCUUCAGGGAGAUGCAUUGCGCCAGAUGCAAGUGUUGUACGGACAGCACUUCCCCAUUGAGGUCCGGCACUACCUGGCCCAGUGGAUCGAGAGUCAGCCAUGGGAUGCCAUUGACUUGGACAAUCCCCAGGACCGAGGCCAGGCCUCCCAGCUCCUGGAAGGCCUGGUGCAGGAGCUGCAGAAGAAGGCAGAACACCAGGUGGGGGAAGAUGGGUUUUUGCUGAAGAUCAAGCUGGGGCACUAUGCCACACAGCUCCAGAACACCUACGACCGCUGCCCCAUGGAGCUGGUUCGCUGUAUCCGGCACAUUCUGUACAAUGAACAGAGGCUGGUGCGAGAAGCCAACAACUGCAGCUCCCCGGCUGGUGUCCUGGUUGACGCCAUGUCCCAGAAGCACCUUCAGAUCAACCAGACGUUUGAGGAGCUGCGCCUCAUCACACAGGACACGGAGAACGAGCUGAAGAAGCUGCAGCAGACCCAGGAGUACUUCAUCAUCCAGUAUCAGGAGAGCCUGCGGAUCCAAGCUCAGUUUGCCCAGCUGGCCCAGCUGAACCCCCAGGAGCGCAUGAGCCGGGAGACAGCCCUCCAGCAGAAGCAAGUGUCCCUGGAGGCCUGGCUGCAGCGGGAGGCACAGACACUGCAGCAGUACCGUGUGGAGCUGGCUGAAAAGCACCAGAAAACCCUGCAGCUGCUGCGGAAGCAACAGACCAUCAUUCUGGACGACGAGCUGAUCCAGUGGAAGCGGCGGCAGCAGCUGGCCGGGAACGGGGGUCCCCCUGAGGGCAGCCUGGACGUGCUGCAGUCCUGGUGUGAGAAGCUAGCCGAGAUCAUCUGGCAGAACCGGCAGCAGAUCCGCAGGGCUGAGCACCUCUGCCAGCAGCUGCCCAUCCCAGGCCCCGUGGAGGAGAUGCUAGCCGAGGUCAAUGCCACCAUCACAGACAUCAUCUCAGCCCUGGUCACCAGCACUUUCAUCAUUGAGAAGCAACCUCCUCAGGUCCUGAAGACCCAGACCAAGUUUGCAGCCACCGUGCGCCUGCUGGUGGGCGGGAAGCUGAAUGUGCACAUGAACCCCCCGCAGGUGAAGGCGACCAUCAUCAGCGAGCAGCAGGCCAAGUCCCUGCUCAAGAACGAGAGCACCCGCAAUGAGUGCAGCGGCGAGAUCCUGAACAACUGCUGCGUCAUGGAGUACCACCAGGCCACGGGCACCCUCAGCGCCCACUUCAGGAACAUGUCCCUGAAAAGAAUCAAGCGAGCCGACAGGCGUGGCGCAGAGUCUGUGACGGAGGAGAAGUUCACGGUCCUGUUUGAGUCCCAGUUCAGUGUUGGCAGCAAUGAGCUGGUGUUCCAGGUGAAGACCCUGUCCCUUCCUGUGGUUGUCAUCGUUCAUGGCAGCCAGGACCACAAUGCUACUGCCACCGUGCUGUGGGACAAUGCCUUUGCUGAACCGGGCAGGGUGCCAUUUGCCGUGCCUGACAAGGUGCUGUGGCCGCAGCUGUGUGAAGCGCUCAACAUGAAAUUCAAGGCCGAAGUGCAGAGCAACCGGGGCCUGACCAAGGAGAACCUGGUGUUCCUGGCACAGAAACUGUUCAAUAGCAGCAGCAGCCACCUCGAGGACUACAACAGCAUGUCCGUGUCCUGGUCCCAGUUCAACCGGGAGAACUUGCCAGGUUGGAACUACACCUUCUGGCAGUGGUUUGAUGGGGUGAUGGAGGUGCUGAAGAAACAUCAUAAGCCCCACUGGAAUGAUGGGGCCAUCUUAGGCUUUGUGAAUAAGCAACAGGCCCACGACCUGCUCAUCAACAAGCCAGAUGGGACCUUUCUAUUGCGCUUUAGCGACUCAGAAAUUGGAGGCAUCACUAUUGCCUGGAAGUUUGACUCUCCGGACCGAAACCUCUGGAAUCUGAAGCCGUUCACCACGAGAGAUUUCUCCAUACGGUCCCUGGCUGACCGACUGGGGGACCUGAACUACCUCAUCUAUGUGUUCCCAGACCGACCCAAGGAUGAGGUCUUUGCCAAGUACUACACUCCUAUACUUGCAAAAGCAGUGGACGGAUACGUGAAGCCACUGAUCAGACAAGUGGUCCCUGAGUUUAUCAAUGCAUCUGCAGACGCUGGAGCCAGCGCCACCUACAUGGACCAGGCCCCGUCUCCAGUAGUGUGCCCCCAGGCUCAUUACAACAUGUACCCACAAAACUCUGACCAAGAUGGAGAAUUUGACCUGGAUGAGUCCAUGGAUGUUGCCAGGCAUGUGGAAGAACUCUUACGCCGGCCCAUAGACAGUCUCGACGCCCGCCUCUCCCCACCCGCUGGCCUCUUCACCUCUGCCAGAGGCUCCCUGUCCUGAACCCUGGAACGCCACACUUCUCCUGGAAAACCACCUUCAAUGUGAAGAGCCCAUGUCAGUGUGACUGUAGGAUCUCUGUAUAUUCCGACGGCUUUGCACGCAUGCGUGUGCGUUGGUGCAAUAAGCCGUGGCAAUGCCGCCUUACCCACACAGUUCUGGGUCUGUGGCUAAAGAAGUGGUGGCCUUUUCGUUCAGGCCUCAAGGUCCCAAGAGCUGGACCUAUCAUUCCAGACAAACCUCUUUCUCCUGUGUCUUUCAUCAGUUCAGUGGCUAUUGAAGUGAAGCAAUUCUAGAAAAGGAAGGAAGGCAGGCAGGUUUAGGCAACCAAGCUGGAGUUUCAGUCCUGAGUGAGAAACCUCACCCGUAUUGGUAUGUAGCUGACAUGCACAUGUGCCAAUCUAACCGAUGCUCUCCCUCCCAAGGGAGACUGGGCUUCACUCUUAGUAACACAUAGACUUUGUGAGUCCUCAGUGUGCUUAGGCUGCAACCAUGGAAACAGCAACCCUGGGUUAAUUUGAGUCAGGGCUACCGAGCUGAGUAGGUUGGUUCUCGGUCUCUUAUCUUUGAGCCAGGGUGAAUAUGGGCUUCAGUGGCCUUGACCAUAUUGCCAACAUCCCUUUCUUCCCUGUCUAGUAUCCUCAUUCUUUCAAAGAGACUCAACUAUCUCGCUUUUGGUUUUUGUUUCAUUUGUUUUAUGAGAUAGGGUCUGCCCAUGGAGCCCAGGCUGGCCAUGAAUGAUCCUCCUGCCUCCGCUUUUGGAAUGCAAGGAUUACAGGCAUGCAAGACCACGUUUCAGCCUUUCAUUUCCUGUUUGCAACCUUGCUUAUUAUCAGAAAGGAGGGGAAUAUUAAAUGUCGAGGACCAGGAGA